Molecule: messenger RNA, 1905 nt
Organism: Lodderomyces theae
Lineage: Eukaryota; Fungi; Ascomycota; Pichiomycetes; Serinales; Debaryomycetaceae
Gene: SEP7
Product: septin
Exons: 1
Coding region: 1-1905 (634 amino acids)
Biological process (GO): cytoskeleton-dependent cytokinesis; cellular bud neck septin ring organization; protein localization to bud neck
Cellular component (GO): cell division site; septin complex; cytosol
Molecular function (GO): GTP binding; GTPase activity; molecular adaptor activity
Source: RefSeq, a predicted model, not a curated record
AUGGCCCUGUACAAUUAUGAAUCACCAAGCUUAAGAAAUGGAAACGGAAACGGAAACGGAAAUGGACCCACAUCACGCCAUUCUCCCAUCAUCAAUUACCGAAAGGAUGCUAAGAAAGCCGUCAAAUUCACAAUGAUGAUUGUGGGUGAACUGGGAACUGGCAAAACAACAUUUAUCAAUAGCUUGCUAAACAAGAAGGUUUUGGACCAUCGGUACGAAACGCCUUCAUCAAUCUCAUCAAACAAAGAUUGUGAAACAAAGACUUUGACUUUCACUUCUGCUAAAUCAGUGGCGUUGCCCAAUACAUCAAUGUUGACGAGACACGAGUUUAACCCUAGUACUAUUGAUGAAGAACCGGGGAUUGCGUUGACGGAGACCAAAGUCGAAAUUGUUGACGAUGACAAUCUCAAAUUGGUUUUGAAUAUAAUAGAUACUCCAGGGUUUGGUGAGAAUUUAAAUAAUGAAUUGUGUUUUGUUGAGAUUGAAAACUAUUUAAAACAACAAUUUGAUCUUGUGUUGGCCGAAGAGACUCGUAUUAAGAGGAAUCCUAGGUUUACCGAUACCAGGGUCCAUGUCAUGCUUUACUUUAUUGCCCCCACCGGACAUGGGUUGAGAGAAUUGGAUAUUCAAUGUAUGAAGAGAUUGUCAAAAUAUGUCAAUAUUAUUCCAGUUAUUGGAAGAGCCGAUUCUUUUACUUCGAGCGAGUUGCAACAUUUCAAACAACAAGUUAGGAUUGAUAUUGAAAAAUUUAAUGUGCCCAUUUUUCAAUUUGAUAAUUUCUUGAAUGACUACGAUGAAGAGGAAGAUUACGAUUUGAUACAAGAGUGUAAGUUUCUUUCCAACUUGCAACCAUUUGCCGUUGUCACGUCAGAAGAUUCAUUUGAGAUUAGAGAUAAGAAAACUGGGGAAACUAAAGUCAUCAGGGCAAGACAAUACCCGUGGGGUUUGGUGGAUAUCAGCGACACCACAAUUAGUGAUUUUGUUGUUUUAAGAUCGGUCUUGUUGGGUUCCCAUUUACAAGAUUUGAAAGACUUGACCCACGACUUUUUGUAUGAAACUUAUAGAACUGAAAGAUUGACAAAAGUCACUGGUGGUGGCGUUUUGGAGGAUGAAGAAUAUGAGGACAGCGAAUUCCAUGACACUGUUGAACAUCAUCCUAAUGGAGAGGUUAGAGGUGGUGGUUUUGCAAAUUCUGCUGCGCCUUCUUUAUCCAACUUGGCACAACUUGCAAAUGAAACUAAUGACGGGGACACCACUGUCCAUGGUGAAGGCUUGGAAAAUCGUUCUGUUAGUUCUUCACAUUCGUCGCUUAGAAAGUCUACAUCAAUGUUGCUCGAUGAUAAUGAAUCGUCCAAUACAUCGCCAUACUUGCAUUCACAUGGCAACUUCACUUCAAGCUCAACCACUGCUGCGGGAAGUGGCUCAGUCCAUGACAAGAAUAGCAAUGCGUUCAAAAGGCUAUCCAUUGGACCCCAAAGAAAUCAAUUGCGCCAAAUUUCUGAGACCGUUCCUUAUGUUAUAAGACACGAACGGAACCUUGAGAGACAGAACAAGUUGGAAGAGAUGGAAAAGGCUAGUGCCAGAGAGUUGGCUGCAAGGGCGGCAUUGUUGGAAAAGAAAGCUCAAGAAUUGAAGCUUAAAGAAAAGAAUUUGUUGAGACAAUUGGAGUUGGCAAAACAGCGUAAACAAAGUGCUAGUAGUAGCGGUGCUGCUGCUGAUGGCGGUGAUGCUACUUCAUCGAAGACAAGUGAAAAUGUUGAGAUUGUUAAUGACUACGAUGAACAACCGGAUCAUGCACAACACAAUGCACAGCAACAUGCCGAUCAAAAUGGACACAUUCCAAAAGAUGAGACUUUAACCGACUUGCAUUCAAUAGUCAGCGAGCAACGUCAGCAUCAACGUUGA